Molecule: messenger RNA, 548 nt
Organism: Medioppia subpectinata
Lineage: Eukaryota; Metazoa; Arthropoda; Arachnida; Sarcoptiformes; Oppiidae
Source: the annotation of a GenBank genome assembly
CGGCUCUCCAUUUGGCCGCAGAGGCCGGCAAUGAGAUGAUUGUCCGCAAUCUAUUGCUCGCCGACGCGCCCAUCGCUGACGUGACGUCCGCUAAACAAACCGCUCUUCAUUUGGCGGCCGAACACGACUUCAGCGCCAUUUGUUCCAUACUUCUGGAGAAUGGUGUCGAUUACGACGCGGUCGACAUCAACGGUAACAACGCGUUGCACAUCGCGUGCCAAAAGGGACAGUUGGCCACCUGUAAGGUACUGUUGGCCGAGUCCCGUAUCAGCGCUGAUACGCUCAACCUUAAGGGCCAGAAUCCGGUCCACCUGUUGGCCACGUUUGGUCGCGAGAACGCGGCCGCCAUUUUCGAGAUCUUCAUCGAGUCUAUGCCCGAGUAUCCCAUCAAUAAAGUCGACGGCACCGGCAAUACGCCACUGCUUUUGGCGUAUAUGAAUGGCAACGGAAACCUGUGCCGAGCGCUCAUCAAAUCGGGCGCAGUGUUGGGCACCUGUAAUAACGACGGCGUAAACAUAUUCAACCAUUCGGUGGCCACAAAGAAUCUG